Daldinia childiae is the source of this 1794-nucleotide messenger RNA. Its product is annotated as putative mitochondrial chaperone BCS1-B. Gene Ontology annotation, cellular component: mitochondrial inner membrane. Bases 1 to 1794 code for a protein of 597 amino acids. The record is from RefSeq and is a predicted model, not a curated record. The transcript has 6 exons. Lineage: Eukaryota; Fungi; Ascomycota; Sordariomycetes; Xylariales; Hypoxylaceae. Gene Ontology annotation, molecular function: ATP hydrolysis activity; ATP binding. Gene Ontology annotation, biological process: mitochondrial respiratory chain complex III assembly; protein insertion into mitochondrial inner membrane from matrix.
AUGGACUACGGAGCUGUCUUUCACAGCUUGCUCCCGAGCAUAAACGCAAAUACAUCGCAUACGGGCGGCAACGCCUCGGCGGCCGAUAACACGCAUCAUGCAAAAGCAGUCGAGAGCAUCCUGACUCUCGUCGGGCUCCGCGGGCUCGCGCCUAUCUACGGGUUUAUCGGGGGCUGGUUAGGAUUCGAGCCGUCCAGUCUAUUAGCUAUGGUCGGUGUUAUCUGGGCAUUGAACAAGGUCCUUCGUCAGGUGUACUCGUUUCUCUAUCGGGCUAUUACCGGAUACUUCAUGAGCAGUGUCCACAUCAUGAAUAACGACGACAUCUACAUCCAUCUCAUGGACUGGCUCGCUACACACCCUAGGAUGGCGAAUUCGCGGGACCUAGUCGCUGAGACGGCGAGCAAGAGGGUUUGGAGGGAUGAGGAUGCGUCGAACGUGGCUAGAGACCGGUCCGGUCGUUACCUUAACUUUUCUAACCAAGAAGCUAAAGCUCCACCGUUCUUCAGUCCCGCUGUCGGCCUACACAGCUUCUGGUGGCGUGGCCAGUACUUCCAGUUGAACCGCAAGCGGGAGUCGAUAUUCGACGAGAGCAGCAUGUCGGGACAGAUGUUCCGGGACCAGGAAGACCUGAUUAUAUCCUGCUUUUGGAGAAGUCCGGAGCCUAUCAAGCAGCUACUAGCCCAUGCCAAGGAGCAGUACUACCGCGACCAUCAGGCCAGGACCACGGUUAAGCGGCCCAGCACCAAUACCUCUCGCCGGUAUGCGGGCCGCGUCGGCUGGCAUCAGGUGGCGAAUCGACCUAUCAGGGAUAUCAAAACUGUUGUGCUAGACGAGCAGCAGAAAUUACAGGUUCUUGCAGAUAUUAACGAGUAUCUGCAUCCGGAGACACCAAAGUGGUAUUCAAAUAGAGGGAUACCACUACGGAGAGGAUAUCUUUUCCAUGGACCCCCAGGAACGGGCAAGACGUCGCUCUCGUUUGCUCUCGCCGGGAUUUUCGGUCUUGAUAUUCACGUAAUAUCGCUUCUCGAACCUAGCUUGACUGAGGAGGAUUUAAGCGCACUGUUUGCCUCACUCCCGCGCCGCUGCAUUGUCUUAUUAGAAGACAUCGACACAGCCGGACUUCGCCGUCCAUCUCUCAACCAAUUCGACGACGAAAUCUCGCAACCCGAGCCCCAAGAUGCCACCAUCCCCAGCAAACCCAGCAAACCUAACGGCACCGGCCCCCGCGACUGGAAAGUCAGCGACCUAGCGCGCGCCCUCAAGAAAGAAGGCGAAAGCGACCAAAAAGCCGGAAUUUCCCUAUCCGGCCUGCUCAACGCCAUCGACGGCGUAGCAAGCCAAGAAGGCCGCGUACUAAUCAUGACGACAAACACGCCCGAGCAACUCGACGACGCAUUGAUCCGCCCAGGCAGAGUAGACCUGCAAGUAGCCUUUGCGAACGCGACGCGGGACCAAGCGCAGGAAUUAUUUAUGCGCAUGUACGAGGAGGACCCGGGGCGCCCUACUACUGCUACUGCUACUACUACUACUCCCGAGAACAAGACUCAGCAGAUAACCGCCAAUGGCAUGGUCCCCCAAUCCGCCGACCUCGACAUAUCUAUCUCCGAGCUCCCCACUGUCGCAGCCGCCUUCGGCGCUAAAAUCCCCGACGGCGAGUUCUCGCCUGCUCAGAUACAGGGGUAUUUGCUCAAGCGCAAGAGGCAGCCGCGCAAGGCGCUCGAGGAGGCGGAUAAGUGGGUUGAAGGUCUUCUAAGGCAAAAAGCGAUGAAGAGCAAGAUUUUGCAGGUGCAGUGA